This is a messenger RNA of Glycine soja, 1563 nucleotides long. RefSeq names its product GDSL esterase/lipase At1g33811-like. Gene Ontology annotation, molecular function: hydrolase activity, acting on ester bonds. The transcript has 5 exons. The record is from RefSeq and is a predicted model, not a curated record. Bases 260 to 1390 code for a protein of 376 amino acids. NCBI's taxonomy places the organism in Eukaryota, Viridiplantae, Streptophyta, Magnoliopsida, Fabales, Fabaceae.
GUAUGUGGAGGAGAUCCAGUUCUUGGUCACGAGAUGGAGCUCCAACCACCGAAUGAAAAGAGAAUAUGAGGCGAGAACCCAUUAAAUACUCUACCAAAAAGCUUCUUCUCACUUACCCAACCAAUCAUCAAAUAGGCUAGCUAGACUUAUCACAUGAAUAUCAUAAAUAUGAUCAUGUAAUUGUCUAAUAAGAAGGAGAAUAUAUAAGAAUGCAUGUCCAUGACCACCAUUUGUGUCCAAAAAAUAAUUAGCCAUUAAGAUGAAGCAUUUGAGAGACAUGACUUUGACAUUCACAGUCACAUGGAUCUUCUGGCUGUGCCAAAUAAGGGGCAGAUGCUUGUCUCAGGUGGUGCAGCCACGGGUUCCACCGGGGCAACAGGUUCCAUGCUUCUACAUAUUCGGUGACUCAUUGGUUGACAAUGGAAACAACAAUGGGAUCCUAACCCUUGCCAGGGCAAACUACAGGCCUUAUGGCAUUGACUUCCCAGGGGGUGCCACUGGACGCUUCACCAAUGGUCGCACUUAUGUUGAUGCCUUAGCUCAGCUUCUGGGCUUUCCAACAUAUAUUGCUCCAUACUCAAGAGCAAGGGGUUUGGAACUAUUAAGAGGAGCUAACUAUGCAUCUGGAGCAGCAGGCAUUAGAGAAGAAACAGGAAGUAACCUUGGGGCUCAUACAUCAUUGAAUGAGCAAGUGGCUAACUUUGGCAACACAGUGCAGCAGUUGAGAAGGUUCUUCAGAGGAGACAAUGAAUCACUUAAUAGCUACCUAAACAAAUGUCUAUUCUUUUCAGGGAUGGGAAGCAAUGAUUACCUUAAUAACUACUUCAUGUCAGAUUUUUAUUCAACUAGCUCAGAUUAUACUGUUAAAGCUUUUGCAUCUGUCCUUCUUCAAGAUUACUCUCGCAAGCUAUCUCAACUAUAUUCGCUAGGAGCGCGAAAAGUGAUGGUUACAGCAGUUGGCCAAAUUGGCUGCAUUCCAUAUCAACUAGCCCGUUUUCAUGGUAACAGCAGCAGAUGCAAUGAAAAAAUCAACAAUGCCAUCUCGUUAUUUAACUCAGGCCUUAAGACAAUGGUUCAGAACUUCAAUGGAGGGCAGCUUCCGGGAGCGAAGUUUGUGUAUCUGGAUUUUUAUCAAAGCAGUCAAGAUUUAUCUUCAAAUGGAACAUCAUAUGGGUUUGAUGUGAUAGACAAAGGGUGCUGUGGAGUUGGCAGGAACAAUGGGCAAAUUACUUGCCUUCCUCAGCAACAACCAUGUGAAAAUCGUCAGAAGUACUUGUUCUGGGAUGCUUUCCACCCCACUGAACUGGCCAAUAUUUUACUAGCAAAGGCAACAUACAGUUCACAAUCAUACACUUAUCCCAUUAAUAUUCAACAAUUGGCAAUGCUGUAAAAGUUUGGUUUAUGUUUGAUAUUGUCUGUUUGUGUGGUGGAUUGAUUAUAGUAUUUGUGAUAUUAUGUUGUAAGAAUGUGUUCUUGGUGCUUAAACCAUAUGAUUUCCUUUGUACACGAGUGAUGCCAUUGCGUAGGAAUAAUAUAAUAUAAUAAGGAUGCUUCAGUCUAACC